GUAAGUUACAAGUCAUGUGAUUUCAUGACACAUGUAUGCAUAUAUAUAUAAGUACAGGAGAUGCCUGGUGACUCUGCUCAGACUGCUCUGAACUUCCCUCCUCAGAACUGCCGGUCGUUUUGAAGAGGUUAUUUGCCACCAUGAUGCCUGGGGGCUUAUCUGACACCAAGCCUGCUACCCCAGAAGUCCAGCAUAUUGUUCACCAGGUGAAGCCACAAUUUGAAAGCAGGGUAAAUGAAACAUAUGGCACCUUUCAAGCCAUAGCAUAUAGGACUCAGGUUGUUGCUGGAACAAACUACUUCAUUAAGGUCCAGGUUUCUGAUACCAUGUAUGUCCACCUCAGGGUGUUUCAGGGCCUUCCUCAUGAGAACCAAGGUCCCAGCCUGGUCAGUUAUCAGACUGGCAAAACCAGAGAUGAUCCUCUGACCUACUUCUGAGAAACAGUGGGACGUGGCUCCUCGCUUCUGCAAGUCAUGUGGAUUCGGCCUCUGUCAGUAAAAGCGUGCCAAUAAAAAGUUUUGAAAGCUU
Messenger RNA from Struthio camelus australis, 528 nucleotides. The record is from RefSeq and is a predicted model, not a curated record. NCBI's taxonomy places the organism in Eukaryota, Metazoa, Chordata, Aves, Struthioniformes, Struthionidae.